Saimiri boliviensis boliviensis (Bolivian squirrel monkey) is the source of this 1851-nucleotide messenger RNA. Lineage: Eukaryota; Metazoa; Chordata; Mammalia; Primates; Cebidae. The record is from RefSeq and is a predicted model, not a curated record.
AUGGUGGUAACUGCCACACAUUUGUCCCAUGACAGGGCAGAGAUGGAAAUCCAAGAAACCAACGAGGAUUUGCACUUCCAGCUGGCAGAGAGCCAACUUCAGUUUGAAGAGCUCAAGGAGAAAUUUUUUAUAAGUCAAGCUACUGCCUACGCUCUGGCCCAGCAACUCAACAAAUACAAGUGUGAAGAGGACAAAGACAUCAUAGACUCUGUGCUGAGGGAUGAAGUGCAGUUCAUAGAGGAGAAGCUGGCAGAGAAGCUCAGGCAAGCUGUGGAGCUCAGGCAAUAUAAAGCCCUGGUUCACUCUCAGGCCAGAGAGCUGACCCAGUUACAGGAGAAGUUACAGGAAGGGAGAGAUGCCUCCCCUUCACUGUAUCAGUAUUUGAAGGCCCUCCUCACUCCUGGUGGCCCUGAAAAGUCCCAGGGUCAGGACCUCCAGGUGCAGCUGGCUGAGGGGCACAGGCUGGCAGAGCAGUCUUGUCAACAAGCUCAGCCUAGGUAAGAAAGUGAUGAAGAUGAAGAUGAAGGUGUUACAGAUGAGGAGGUCGAGAAAGUACAGGAAUCACCUGCCCCCAGAGGGGUGCAGAAGGCUGAGGAAAAGGAAGUCCCUCAGGACUCACUGGAGGAAUGUGCUGUCCAUUGUUCAAACAGCAACGGCGCUUCUGACUCCAACCAGACUCACAGGAGUGCCAAAGUCACAUUUGAGGGAGACAAAGUCGACCCUGCUCUGGUUGUAGACAGUGAAUGCUCUCAAGAUGAAGGGGAGGAAACUUCAAACAUUCUCCCAGGAAAUCAAAAGAAUUAUGGGGAAGAAGAAGGGAAAGCACCAGUGCCCCCCAGGAACCCACAAUCAGUUGAGCCAGGUGAGCUGACCAAGUUCAGGGAUUUUCUGAUCUUACCUCAUGUCUGCCUCUUUGGCAUUACCAUGCUGAGCCAGGAGCUGCCAGAAGUAAAAGAGCAGGAAGUCCCAGAGGACUCCUUGGAUGAAAUUUACUUGACUCCCUCAGUUCAGCAUGACCUGUCUGACUGCCACCAGCCUUAUAGUGGCACCUUGUCCUCAUUGGAUGAUCAGCUCACAUGCUCUGCUCUGGAUGUAGCCUCUCCCUCCCUGGAGACCUGUCCCCAAGGGACUUGUAGUGGAGACUUGAGCUACUACCUGCCAGAGGUGCAGGCUUCACAGAAACAGCAGGACCCAGGCACCAUGGUGCCCAAUUGUCUCGGACUACAGCUGGAUCAAGGGUUCGACUGUGGGAAUGGCUUAGCCAGGUGGGGCCUUUCCUCCACUGCCUGCAGCUUCACAGCCAAUGCUGAUUCUGGGACCCAAUGUCCCUCUCAAGAGCUGGUUUUAGAGCCCUCUGUUGGAAUGAAGAACCCUCUGCAGCUGGAAGAUGAUGCACUUGAAGGCUCAGCGGACAACACACAAGGGCAUCAAGUCACUGGCCACAUUCAUGCCUCAAGUGUUUGGAAACCCAAGAUGAUUAAAAGAAAACUCCGGUCCAGCAAGCGGACUCCCUACACUGCACGCUUAGUGUGCAGAGGUAAUCACAUCUAUGACAGAAAAGCUCCUACCCAGGAGAACUCUCCCCAAGGGACUUGCAGUGGAGACUUGAGCUGCUACCUAUCAGAGGUGCAGGCUUCAGAGACACAGCGGGAGCCAUGCACCCUGGUGCCCAAUUACCUGGGACUACAGCCGGAUCAAGGGUUCGACUGUGGGAUUGGCUUAGCCAGCCAGGGCCUUGUCUCCACCACCUUUAGCUUCAUAGCCAAUGCUGAUUCUAGGACCGAAUGUCCCUUUACAGGUACCAAAUACUACCAGAAGGAUGCAAAGGAUGAAAGGAUGCCAAAACAGUAG